CUAGGGGUCACAGUGAGAAGUAGACAUGUCUCUCGGGAAUAGCAAACUUUCUCUGAUUGUCGUUAUAAUAAUCUUCUAAACUCUUAUAAGUGACGUCACUUUCCAGGUCCUGAGCCACACAGUAGACCAGAACAAGAGAGAGUGUCCACAUCAGAUGCUGUCCCAGAAACGCCAGAUUCUGGAAAAUGUGGAGACGAUCAUGGAGCAGAACAAACUAGCGUCUGUACAACUGGAAGAACGCAUUCUUGGCAACGUCACUGCGACUUUUGAACAAAAUGAAAUGAAGUUAUCACAACUGGAAGAACGCAUUCUUGGCAACGUCACUGCGACUUUUGAACAAAAUGAACUGAAGUUAUCACAACUGGAAGAACGCAUUCUCGGGAACGUCACGGCGAUGAUUAAGGCUCUAGAAGCAGGUUUUGACCGCAAGCUGAGUGCUACAAAGACCAAGUUGCAGUCCAAUACGUGUGCUGACGUCACGAUUCAAGCCCCUCGGCCAGUGGUCACCCUUUCUAACGGCAUGCAAGUCGUCUGUGACACUGAGACAGACAACGGAGGCUGGAUCGUGGUCCAGGUGAGAUAACGUUCUACUCUACCACAGACUGAUACAAGAGGCGGAACAUUCUGUUUGUUCUGUGACUUCCCAGACAGUAUAUAUAAUAAGUCUACGUAUGGUGCAAGUAUUACCUCGCUAGGGCAUAUGUGUCAAGACGCGGUGGAAUCAGGUACUCGUCAAUUUUGGGGGAUUUGGAGUUAUUGGUCUUACCUUAAAGC
Aplysia californica (California sea hare) is the source of this 774-nucleotide messenger RNA. RefSeq lists its product as uncharacterized. The record is from RefSeq and is a predicted model, not a curated record. The transcript has 2 exons. Bases 155 to 583 code for a protein of 142 amino acids. NCBI's taxonomy places the organism in Eukaryota, Metazoa, Mollusca, Gastropoda, Aplysiida, Aplysiidae.